CUUUUGCUUCUCUAAACUCUAGGCCUACGAGUUGGGACGAUGCUGGCAAGGUUCCGCAAUAUUCGCCUGCAUUCUUAGAGAAGACUCCGCGCCAUCCCUUCCGCUCUUCUCGCCACUUCAACAUGGCCACGGCCUCGAAAAUCCCGUAUUGGCGACUAGUCUUCGACCAGAAGGUCGUCACGCCCGAGAUUGUUGAUUACACCUAUGAUGGCGACGGCACGGAGGAGUCGCCCUACGCGGUGAUUUGGAUCCCCAAUGAUCCACGCAAUCCCAUGAAUUUCAAGGACCUGACGAAGUGGCUGUACACCGUGCAAGUGUCCUUCGUCACGCUGACCGUGGCCCUCGUUUCCUCCGUCUACUCAGGAGGUAUGGGCUCGGUCGUGCUGGAGUUCCAGUGCGAGGAAGAGAUCGCCAUCCUAGGCAUUUCCCUGUUCGUCCUCGGCUUCGCAUUCGGGCCAUUGCUGUGGGCGCCCAUGAGCGAGGUAUUCGGCCGCCGCAAUGUCUUCACGAUAACCUUCGCCAUCCUCACAGCCUUCAACGCUGGUGCGGCAGGAGCCCAGAACAUCCAGACGCUGGUCAUCCUCCGGUUCUUUGCCGGGUUCUUCGGCUCCUCGCCUUUCGGCAACGCGGGCGGGACCAUCGCCGAUAUGUUCCCGGCCUCCAAGCGCGGGAUCGCCAUCAGCCUGUUCGCGGCCGCACCUCUCUGCGGCCCGACAAUCGGGCCCGUGAUCGGCGGCUUCCUGGGUGCCGGCGCCGGCUGGCGCUGGGUCGAAGGCUUCAUGGCCAUCUUCUCCGGCGUGGUCUGGCUGUCGCUCAUCUUCCUGCUGCCGGAGACCUACGCCCCGGUACUCCUGCGCCAGCGCGCCGAGAAGCUCUCGCAACUGACCGGCAAGGUAUACCGCAGCAAGCUGGACAUCGAGCGCGGCCGCGUGUCCCUCUCCCAAACCCUCAAGACGGCGCUCUCGCGGCCCUGGAUCCUGCUAUUCAAGGAACCCAUCGUGCUGCUCUUCUGCAUCUACAUGGCCAUCAUCUACGGCACCCUGUACAUGCUCUUCGCAGCCUACCCGAUCGUCUUCCAGGAAGCGCGGGGCUGGAGCGAAGGGAUCGGCGGUCUGGCCUUCCUAGGGAUUCUGGUCGGCAUGGUAAUCGGCGUCGCCUACACCUUCCCGGAUAACAUGAAAUACGCUCGCAAGUGCAAGGAGGCCAAGGCGCGCCUGGCGCCGGAGAUUCGGCUCCCGCCCAGUAUCGUCGGCGGCGUCGCACUUCCGAUCGGUCUGUUCUGGUUCGCGUGGAGCAACUCCCCGUCCGUCCACUGGAUGGCCUCGGUGGCCGCCGGCGCGCCGUUCGGGUUCGGUCUGGUGCUGGUGUUCCUCAGCGUGUUCAAUUACCUGAUCGACGCGUACACGAUCUUCGCCGCUUCCGUGCUCGCCGCCAACUCCGCCCUCCGCUCGCUGUUCGGCUUCGCCUUCCCCCUGUUCACCACGUACAUGUACGAGAACCUCGGUAUCCACUGGGCCUCGUCCAUCCCCGCUUUCCUGGCCGUCGCCUGCAUCCCCUUCCCGAUCAUCUUCUAUCUGUACGGCGCGCGCAUCCGCAAGCAUUGUCCGUACGCUGCGCAGGCUGAGGCCUUCAUGCAGAAACUGGCUGCCGCGCAACAGCAACAACAGGCUCAAGCCGCUGCUCCCCGUCCGCUGGAGAAAAUCGGGGACCUCGAGAAAGCCGAGCCAGUAGCUAUGGCUAGUGAGGAGGACACUAGUGUGGUUGGCGAUAGUGGCAGUGACAGCGACAGCGACAGUCUGUCGACGAUUCCGUCGAGGACGGCCAUCCAGCGGCGGGCAUCGCGCGCCUCGCGGACGUCGCGCAAGUCGACGCAGUCGCUGGCGCGGACGGUCACGUACGAGGAGAACCCGUAUGAUAUCGAUCGAGUCAAUACUUGCAAUUCGACGAUGAGUGGUCGUCCAAGGAGGAAUUGAUUGACAUAAGGGUGGGAGAAUAUCCUCCCUGAGUCGGUUGACCGUGGCAGUCGUGGUCCUAAUUUCAUGGAUAUCAGGGUCAGCAGAGACAUAUACUUUAUGAUCUGUCUCUCAACGGGAGUUCGAUAUCAGGGCUCCGAGGCCUGAUAUGCCCUUCGAGGAGGAAAGUCUCGGACAAGACGGGAUUUAUGAUAUACACCUCUAUCAGCUUCCUCAAGCCAGCAGCCAACCGAUCACCUGAGGCAAACCAGAAGCCAAGCCGCUCUGGUACCAAGCAAGCGCUUCUAGCGCGUUGCAUUUAUACUACUUGCAUAUAGCAAGCGUCGCAUUCUCUCGACACAUUUGACUUUUUAGCACAUAGGCGUCUCAUCGCCACUUGUUGAUACCUUAGAUAAAAGCAUAUACACUAUCAUAAUGAUAUUUUUU
Messenger RNA from Aspergillus homomorphus CBS 101889, 2399 nucleotides. Its product is annotated as MFS transporter. The coding region runs from base 123 to 1973 and encodes 616 amino acids. NCBI's taxonomy places the organism in Eukaryota, Fungi, Ascomycota, Eurotiomycetes, Eurotiales, Aspergillaceae. The record is from RefSeq and is a predicted model, not a curated record. Gene Ontology annotation, biological process: xenobiotic detoxification by transmembrane export across the plasma membrane. The transcript has a single exon. Gene Ontology annotation, molecular function: fluconazole transmembrane transporter activity.